AUGUUGUCAAUAUUUUGUAAACAAGUUUCAAAGUCGAAAUGUUUGAUUAUAGUUAUUAUCGUCGUUUUUCUCGUUAUGUUGAUUACAGGAAUUACCCUUCUCGUAUUAACAUGCAUAAAACCAUGCUGGCUGACUAGGUGUCAUCCAAAAGCUUCUCGAUGCAUCAAUCGAUGGCCAUUCAAGGCACAAUGCAUCUGCAGCGAAGAUACAACUGGAAAUGGUCGCACAGUCUGUGAUGAAUGUGGAGUAAAAUAUGACUUUCCCAAUGCCCGGAUUAUUGGCGGUGAGAAUGUAACCGUCAACAACUGGCCAUUUAGUGCACUGAUUCGUCAGCAUUAUCAGAAACUGGUGUUUAUCAAUGGCGAAUUUCGUGUGAUUUCACCAACGUGGAUGUGUGGAGGAACAUUGAUCAAUCGUAGAACAAUUCUCACAGCAAGUCAUUGUUUAAAAAUGGCCGGUGAUACGUUCGAAUAUGAAUCUUUUGAAUAUGCAAUACUCUGGAAUGAAUUCUAUCCGAAUAUAGAAAGUUCAUUAGAAGUGUCUGUAGGUGUCUAUGAUCGUCGAAAACAAACGCGCCAACAGCAUGUCAAAGUCGUUCAAGUGAUACGACAUCCAUUAUUCGACGAGAAGAAUUUACAUAAUGAUAUUGCUCUACUUAAGCUUGCUGACGAUCUUCGACCAUCAAGAACAAUCCAAUUUGCUUGUCUGGCGAAUUCAUAUCUAGAUGUGAAUCUGACAGGCAUUGCCGUCGGUUUUGGUGAUACGAUUCCAGGUGCUAAUCAAGGUUCAAUUUUUCUUCAGCAAGUUAAUCUCACGAUCUAUCCGAAUGAAUAUUGUUCGAAUGUUGCAACAUCGAUAGUAAAAAAUUGGACAAUGCAAUUAUGCUGUGGUGAUCUUCAAGGUGAACGCGAUGUUUGUCAUGGAGAUAGUGGUGGUGGUCUAUUUAUUCAAAGAAACAUAUCUAGUGAUAAUCGUUAUACAGUUGAUGGUAUUGUUUCGUAUGGUGAAGAAUGUGCUACUCCGAUGAAACCAAGUAUUUAUACACGAAUAUCGAAUUAUAUCGACUGGAUUGGAGAAAAUAGUGAUUUUUGA
Molecule: messenger RNA, 1092 nt
Organism: Adineta ricciae
Lineage: Eukaryota; Metazoa; Rotifera; Eurotatoria; Adinetida; Adinetidae
Source: the annotation of a GenBank genome assembly